Messenger RNA from Laetiporus sulphureus 93-53, 1002 nucleotides. RefSeq lists its product as uncharacterized. The record is from RefSeq and is a predicted model, not a curated record. NCBI's taxonomy places the organism in Eukaryota, Fungi, Basidiomycota, Agaricomycetes, Polyporales, Laetiporaceae. Bases 1 to 1002 code for a protein of 333 amino acids. The transcript is spliced from 7 exons.
AUGAGUUCAGCAAAAUUCACGCUUUACGUCUGGACCCGUCACGGUUUCGAGCAGUGCGAACAUAGCGAACAGAUUAUUCAGCUCGGUGAAUGCGAUACACCCCCGGGAGGUUACGAUAGAGCUGUGCAGGUGGCUCCUUGUGAGAAUGACACGGUGUCUCAGCUGCGUGCAGCAGAGAAGCCAUCCCCGAGGGGCUAUGCCGAGAUUCGGGACGAAUCGUAUGAACUGGCACUGCCGUCAAAAAUGGAGACAGGAUGGCUCCGUCUCGUAAGAUCCGGGCGAAUGACGCUCAGCACCGUAGCAACGAGGAGGAAACUCAAAAGGAAGACAAGGGAACGGUUGGCACUGCAAGCACAUGCGGUGAAAGGUUGGGGAUAUGGCACGUACCAGAAUAGUCUGCUAAAUAGCAGCUGUCAAAGAAAGAUAAGAACGGGCUCUGUGCACCGGAGGGGUCUCCAUUUUCAUCAAUCCUUCGAUACUGAUGCCGAAAAGCGGGCGGAACGUAGACAAAAGCAAGAGGUCGUCAGGCUACCACGAGAAAAGACGCCCGGAGAAGGGAUUAAUGUUGUCUCAUCUGUCCAGUCUACAAGAUCGCGGCAUUCACGGGCCAUAUUUAAACAUUUUAUAACCAGAAAAGCCAGUUCAAAACCAGCGACAUAUGUCGCUCUGAAGGAUGUGACGGCGGGGGGGUCGCGCGCCAACGUUAACUUGCCAAACAGCGGCAGACACGGGGGUCGUGCCGCCUCGUGCGUCAAGGUUUGGAUCAUCGCCAUUCGUGAACGAAGAUGGCAAAACGCGGCAGAUGAACCUUACUGUGAACAAAUAUCCAAUGAUAGUCACUUGAGAACGAAGAGGAGCACAGAACGAAGAGAUUUGGAGGAGCAAAGCGAAUCGAAACCAGAGCAAAAGUCUUCUAGUGGGUUUAUGAGCGAAGACGACGAUAUUGUCCUUGAUCAUUGCAGGAAGCGAUGCGAGAAGAACGAAUAUGAGAGGAAUGAUUGA